Molecule: messenger RNA, 1650 nt
Organism: Lentinula edodes (shiitake mushroom)
Lineage: Eukaryota; Fungi; Basidiomycota; Agaricomycetes; Agaricales; Omphalotaceae
Exons: 10
Coding region: 91-1497 (468 amino acids)
Source: RefSeq, a predicted model, not a curated record
CAGGAGGAAUAAUUUCAUUCAUGAACUUAGACAUUAUCAUCAUAAGUCUCGUAUCUCCUCCCUGUCUCUGUUGGAUGUAUAUAAUCUUCAAUGUUGUCCCCUUGCACUUCUUCGCAACUGAACAAUGGCUAUUACUCUGUCGGCGAUCAAUGCGUUCAGUGUCCCGCAGGAAGUUAUUGCAGAAACAAUCAAAAAUACGACUGCGUACCUGGAACUUACAACUCCGAUAUUGGAUCUAGUUCAUCCAUCGCCUGCUCGUCGUGUCCGUUAGGCACUUCAAACCCAAAUUCUGCUUCAUCUUCGGCUUCAGAUUGUACUCCGUGCUCACCUGGGUCAUAUUCCUCAUCUCUGGGAGCGAUGCAGUGUACCGCGUGUCCUGCGGGUACUUCAAACCUGAAAUCCGGGUCUAUAUCAUCCUCGUCUUGUACCAGCUGUGGCGCCGGCUACUACUCCGAACCUGGUGUCAGUCAAUGUACUGUUUGCCCAGCUGGGCACUAUUGCAGCGGCGGCGACAAGUUUGCCUGCCCUGCCGGGACUUCCAAUUCCCUCACGGGCUCCAUGAACUCUUUCGCUUGCACAAUAUGCCCAGUGGGUAGCGUCAGUGGUCCCGGAAGCUCACAGUGUAACGAAUGCCCAGCGGGAACGUUUGAGACAGGGGAUAAUCGUCAAUGUAGAACUUGCUCCGCGGGCACAUUCUCCUUGUCGGGAUCUUCCAGUUGUUCAGAGUGCUCCGAGGGAACAUAUCAGCCCAAUUUCGGACAAAGCCAAUGCAUUACCGCCGCUCCGGGACACUAUGUUUCCAAUAAACGCAGCAACACUCAAACUCCUUGCGAUGCAGGCUCUGCGCAGCCUCUCAGUGGUCAGAAAUCAUGUGAUCUAUGUGCGCCAGGUUUCUUCCAAGCUCAAGCUGGGCAAGUGUCUUGUUGUCAGUGCUGCGCUGGAUUCUAUUCUUCCAAUUUCGGCUCAAAGACUUGCAGCCAAUGUGGUGCACAAGGUACACAAAGCCGUGGUACUUCUCACCCUGGUUCUACAUCAGCCAGUGCGUGCAUGGCUGGUAGUAAUCCCCAGCCUGUAAAAACUUGUUCACAGGCUAGCAAUGACAUUUGUCCUGCUGUCAUUGCCAAAACACCAUCCAAACGUUCGCCCUCGCAAUUGCAUGCAGAUUUCUGCAGUAUUAGCGUUCCCCGCCGGCAUUGGUGCAAAGUCCUCAACGGAGGAAUGGAGUGUGUAGACACGAUGAACGAUUUGGAGAUGUGUGGAGGUUGCCUUGAACCUGGACAUGCCGAGGACCUGACCACUGGAGCUCGAGAUUGCAGUGCCAUUGAAGGCGUUGGUAAUGUGCAAUGCAAGCAGGGUAAAUGCGAAAUAGGCAGUUGUCGCAAAGGAUUUCAGGUAUCCACGGAUGGCAGGACAUGUGUGCGUGUCAAGCUCGCGGAUAUACACAAACGUUUGUCCCAUGCGUCUACGAAGAGCAAAGGCUGGGAAGUCUCGUUAUGAAAUAUUUAUACACUCACAGUAUUACGCAUAUACCAAGUAUCAUAUACCACACCGUUAUAUCAAACAGAAAUCAAUCAAACGAAAUUAAACUAUGUUCCACUGCAGGAUAUUGUCCGACUUUUUGAAAAUGUGCGUAUCACAGGUAUGAAGCCU